CACAAUAAUAGUUUAUACAAUUGAAUUCAACAAUAUUUGCAUCCAAACAUAGCAUAAGCUCAGUCCACAAAAACCACUAUGAGAUUAUCAGGCAAGGUAGCUAUUGUAACAGGAGGAGCCAGUGGCAUCGGCGAAACCACAGCACGUAUCUUCGUUAACGAAGGUGCACGUGUGGUUGUGAUCGCCGACGUCCAAGACGAACUCGGAAAUCAAGUAGCUACAUCCAUUGGCAAUCAAAGAUGUAGCUACAUUCAUUGUGACGUGUCAGAUGAAGAUCAAGUCAUAAAUCUCAUUCAAUCAACUGUCAAUACUUAUGGACAGGUAGAUAUAAUGUUCAGCAAUGCUGGGAUUAUUAGUCCAACACUACAAUCUGUGUUGGAACUUGACGUUUCCCAACUUGACCGCUUAUUAGCGGUCAAUGUUCGGGGAAUGGCACUGUGUGUGAAACACUCGGCGCAAGCAAUGGUAAAGGGGCGCGUGAGGGGGAGCAUCGUGUGCACCGGAAGCGUUGGAGGUAGUGAGGGAUCGACUACAUCAACGGAUUACACAAUGACAAAGCACGCAGUGUUAGGGCUAAUGCGUGCAGCGAGCUUGCAACUUGCAACACACGGCAUAAGAGUGAAUUCUGUCUCACCAAAUGCAUUGGCUACACCAUUAACUUGUAAAUUGUUGGGAGGUGUGAGUGAAGAUAAGGCACAAGACUUUUAUAAAAGUUUUGCGAGGCUCGAAGGAGUACUACUCACGCCCAAACAUGUGGCGGAUGCUGUAUUAUUUUUAGUUUCUAAUGAGGCUGAGUUUAUCACUGGUGUUGAUCUAAGGGUAGAUGGUGGAUUUUCUCAUGGAAAAUAGUGAUUUUGUGCACAAGUAUAAGUAUUUGAGUUAUGACUUCUUCAAAUUGAGUUGUUUUUCUGGUUUAUGUGUGGCUAGUGAGUUUUGAAUUCCAUGUAAGAUGUGUCGAUCUAGUGAGUUUUGGAUUCCAUGUAAGAUGUGUGGAUAAUAAAUUGUUUGGUUCAAAAAAUAAACUACUGCCUUUUUAUUAUGAAAGAUAUUUAAGAUAAAAAAGAAA
Molecule: messenger RNA, 1066 nt
Organism: Cicer arietinum (chickpea)
Lineage: Eukaryota; Viridiplantae; Streptophyta; Magnoliopsida; Fabales; Fabaceae
Product: (+)-cis,trans-nepetalactol synthase NEPS2-like
Molecular function (GO): oxidoreductase activity
Source: RefSeq, a predicted model, not a curated record